UCCCCUCCCUCACUCCUAGAGAUAGACGCUCAAGCCUGACGCCUCUGAAAACGCAGCAGCAGUCGCCUUAGAGCCAGAGACCUCGGGAAAUUCUCUUUGACCGAUGCAUGCUUCUGGCUCUGCCAAGAGCUAAAAGGAAAAUCCAAGCAGGCAGAUUUCUGGGUAACUAAAAAAAACAGAGCAAAAACAAAAACCAAAACAACACAUCGACAUGCACCUAAGUUGAGCUUGGCCUUGCAUGGAAGGAGGGAAAAGAAGAGGAGCUGUUGAGCUUUAUAAUUAAAGGCGCUCUCUUUCUAUUUGACAGCUUUUGGGCCUCAAUCCCACUGUUUGGGAGACGAAGAAAAAAAGGGGAAUUUAAAAAAAUAGCUUGGGAAGUCAUGAGCAAGGAGGCUAACAUUCUGCCCUGGCUGCAGUGGGACCAAUGUUUUGUGAUCUGACAGAACAAUCUCUAUUGGCAGGCAAGUUUGGAAUUGAAAAUUGAUGUUCUAAAGAAGAUAAGGAACUUUCUUCCCCUUAUUGGGGACUCUCCAGCUUGGGGCUAAUAUGUGAAGAUAUGCAUAUGCAGGCAUGUGGAAAUAUUAAUAGCAGGUUGUCAAACAUCUGAGAAGUUUUGUGUUUUAUUUUGUUUUUCCUACACAUCUGUCCUGUCUCCACCACCAGAAGAAUCUGAAGGAUUGUUGCAUUUGGGAGUGAAAACAUCUGCUGACUCAUUCAUUGAACCAACAGCCCAUAUCUUCUACCUAAGUGAUCAGCAUUUUUCCUUGCUUUGUUCUUGACAAAGUUUUUAGCAUAUUUCCUCAAGUGUAUCUGCACUUUGGCCUGGAAGUUCAGUGGCUAUACUAUACCAGUAGGGCUGACAUUUUCCAGUGGGGUAGAGUGAGAAGCUUUUGGAAAAAGAAGAAAAAACAGGGUACCUGGUAAAGGAGGGAGCAUUCAUACUCCAACCAUUUUCUUUCCUAUUCCUAUCACCUUUUAUUCCCUGACCCCCUCCCUGAUUCCACCUUAGGGUGUCCAGGAAGAUUUUGAACCUGUCCUCCCCUGUGUCUCCGCGCCGCACCCCAGCCCCGAGCAUGGGGACGGCGCUGCUCCAGCGUGGGGGCUGCUUCCUUGUAUGCCUCUCACUCCUACUUCUGGGGUGCUGGGCAGAGCUGGGCAGUGGGCUGGAGUUCCCAGGGGCUGAUGGCCAGUGGACACGAUUCCCCAAGUGGAAUGCCUGCUGUGAGAGUGAGAUGAGUUUCCAGCUGAAGACCCGAAGUGCCCGGGGCCUAGUUCUCUAUUUUGAUGAUGAGGGUUUCUGUGACUUCUUAGAGCUGAUCCUUACCAGAGGUGGCCGGCUGCAGCUCAGCUUUUCAAUCUUCUGUGCUGAGCCUGCAGUACUCUUGUCGGAUACACCAGUCAAUGAUGGUACUUGGCACACAGUGCGGAUUCGCCGCCAAUUCCGAAACACAACUUUGCUCAUCGACCAAACAGAGGCUAAGUGGGUGGAGGUCAAGUCGAAGCGACGUGAUAUGACAGUAUUCAGUGGCCUGUUUGUGGGUGGCCUACCUCCAGAACUACGGGCUGCAGCACUCAAGUUGACAUUGGCCUCAGUGAGGGAGCGGGAACCCUUCAAAGGGUGGAUUCGUGAUGUGCGGGUGAACUCAUCCCAGGCCUUGCCAGUGGAGAGUGGCGAGGUGAAACUGGAGGAUGAGCCUCCCAGUAGUGGUGGGGGGAGCCCCUGUGAGGUUGGGGAGGAGGGCGAGGGAGGCGUGUGCCUCAAUGGAGGGGUCUGCUCCGUGGUCGAUGACAAAGCGGUGUGUGACUGCUCCCGAACUGGCUUCCGCGGCAAGGACUGCAGCCAAGAAGACAACUAUGUGGAAGGUCUGGCGCACCUGAUGAUGGGCGACCAAGGUAAAAGUAAAGGAAAAGAAGAAUAUAUUGCGACCUUCAAGGGAUCAGAAUACUUCUGCUAUGACUUGUCCCAAAAUCCCAUACAAAGCAGCAGUGACGAAAUAACCCUGUCAUUUAAAACUCUUCAGAGGAAUGGACUGAUGCUUCACACAGGGAAAUCAGCUGAUUAUGUCAAUCUUGCCUUGAAAAAUGGAGCCGUCUCCCUGGUCAUUAAUUUGGGAUCAGGGGCCUUUGAAGCGCUUGUGGAACCUGUGAAUGGAAAGUUUAAUGACAAUGCCUGGCAUGAUGUGAAAGUAACCAGGAAUCUGCGUCAGCACUCAGGCAUUGGACACGCUAUGGUAAACAAACUACAUUGUUCGGUGACAAUAUCAGUGGAUGGAAUUCUUACCACAACGGGCUACACCCAAGAAGACUAUACCAUGCUGGGUUCUGAUGACUUUUUCUAUGUUGGAGGCAGUCCCAGCACAGCAGACCUCCCAGGGUCACCAGUCAGUAACAACUUUAUGGGCUGCCUCAAGGAGGUUGUAUACAAAAAUAAUGAUGUCAGGCUGGAAUUAUCUCGGCUUGCCAAACAGGGAGAUCCUAAGAUGAAGAUACAUGGAGUAGUGGCAUUUAAAUGUGAGAAUGUUGCGACAUUGGACCCAAUCACCUUUGAGACACCAGAGUCUUUCAUUUCUCUCCCCAAGUGGAAUGCCAAGAAAACAGGCUCCAUAUCAUUUGACUUCCGUACCACAGAACCUAAUGGGCUUAUCCUCUUUAGCCAUGGCAAGCCAAGACACCAAAAGGAUGCCAAAAACCCCCAAAUGGUAAAGGUUGACUUCUUUGCUAUUGAAAUGCUGGAUGGCCAUCUGUACCUAUUGUUGGAUAUGGGAUCGGGUACUAUCAAAAUAAAAGCUUUGCAAAAGAAGGUGAAUGAUGGAGAAUGGUAUCAUGUGGACUUUCAGAGAGAUGGACGGUCAGGUACCAUUUCCGUCAACACAUUACGUACACCCUACACAGCCCCAGGAGAGAGUGAGAUCCUAGACCUGGAUGACGACCUGUACCUUGGAGGUUUGCCAGAAAACAAGGCGGGCCUCAUUUUCCCAACUGAAGUGUGGACUGCUCUUCUCAACUACGGCUACGUGGGCUGCAUCAGGGAUUUGUUUAUCGACGGUCAGAGCAAAGACAUCCGACAAAUGGCUGAGGUUCAGAGCACCGCUGGAGUCAAGCCUUCUUGCUCGAGAGAAACAGCAAAGCCGUGCCUUAGCAACCCAUGUAAAAACAAUGGCAUGUGUAGGGAUGGGUGGAACAGAUAUGUCUGCGAUUGUUCUGGGACAGGCUACCUUGGCAGGUCCUGUGAGAGAGAGGCAACUGUCUUAAGUUAUGAUGGAAGUAUGUUUAUGAAAAUCCAACUUCCUGUGGUGAUGCACACAGAGGCAGAGGACGUGUCCUUAAGGUUCCGAUCCCAGCGGGCCUAUGGCAUUCUAAUGGCAACCACAUCUAGAGAUUCUGCAGAUACUCUCCGCUUAGAGCUCGAUGCAGGGCGUGUGAAACUGACGGUCAACCUAGAUUGUAUCAGGAUUAACUGUAAUUCCAGCAAAGGUCCCGAGACCCUUUUUGCUGGCUAUAACCUCAAUGAUAAUGAGUGGCACACAGUGCGUGUGGUUCGACGAGGAAAAAGUUUAAAGUUAAUGGUGGAUGAUCAGCAAGCCAUGACUGGCCAAAUGGCAGGAGAUCAUACAAGGCUGGAAUUCCACAACAUAGAAACUGGAAUCAUAACAGAGCGGCGGUAUCUGUCCUCUGUCCCCUCCAAUUUCAUUGGCCACCUGCAAAGCCUGACUUUUAAUGGAAUGGCAUAUAUUGACUUGUGUAAAAAUGGCGACAUAGACUACUGUGAGCUAAAUGCCAGAUUUGGCUUCAGAAACAUCAUAGCAGAUCCUGUCACUUUCAAGACCAAAUCAAGUUAUGUUGCCUUAGCUACAUUGCAAGCAUACACCUCUAUGCAUCUUUUUUUCCAAUUCAAGACAACAUCCCUAGAUGGAUUGAUUUUAUACAAUAGUGGCGAUGGAAAUGACUUUAUCGUGGUUGAAUUAGUUAAAGGGUACUUGCAUUAUGUCUUUGACUUGGGAAAUGGUGCUAACCUCAUCAAAGGGAGCUCAAAUAAGCCACUGAAUGACAACCAGUGGCACAAUGUGAUGAUCUCCAGGGACACCAACAAUCUCCACACAGUCAAGAUUGAUACAAAAAUCACCACUCAAAGUACAGCAGGAGCCAGGAAUUUAGACCUGAAAAGUGACUUGUAUAUAGGAGGAGUUGCCAAAGAAAUGUACAAAUCAUUGCCAAAAUUAGUCCAUGCCAAGGAAGGUUUUCAAGGAUGUCUGGCAUCAGUGGAUUUAAAUGGACGGCUCCCUGACCUCAUCUCUGAUGCUCUUUUUUGCAAUGGACAGAUAGAAAGAGGAUGUGAAGUUGCAUUGAUGAAAGCUGACUUGCAAGGGCCCAGUACCACUUGCCAAGAGGACUCCUGUUCCAACCAAGGUGUAUGCUUGCAACAGUGGGAUGGAUUCAGCUGUGACUGCAGCAUGACCUCUUUCAGUGGCCCGCUAUGCAAUGACCCUGGAACAACGUAUAUCUUUAGCAAAGGAGGUGGACAAAUCACAUACAAAUGGCCUCCUAAUGACCGGCCCAGUACACGUGCAGACAGACUGGCCAUAGGGUUUAGCACGGUUCAGAAAGAAGCUGUAUUGGUACGAGUGGACAGUUCUUCAGGGCUCGGUGACUACUUAGAGCUACAUAUUCACCAGGGAAAGAUUGGAGUUAAAUUUAAUGUCGGAACAGAUGACAUCGCCAUCGAAGAGGCCAAUGCAAUCAUUAAUGAUGGGAAAUACCAUGUAGUACGUUUCACGAGGAGUGGCGGUAACGCUACGUUACAGGUGGACAGCUGGCCGGUGAUCGAGCGUUAUCCUGCAGGAAACAAUGAUAACGAGCGCCUGGCGAUUGCUAGACAGCGAAUUCCAUAUCGACUUGGUCGAGUAGUUGAUGAAUGGCUACUCGACAAAGGGCGUCAGCUCACAAUCUUCAAUAGCCAAGCAACCAUUAUAAUUGGCGGGAAAGAGCAGGGCCACCCCUUCCAGGGCCAGCUGUCUGGUCUUUACUACAAUGGCUUGAAAGUUCUGAAUAUGGCAGCCGAAAAUGAUGCCAACAUCGCGAUAGUGGGAAAUGUGAGACUGGUUGGUGAAGUGCCUUCCUCUAUGACAACCGAGUCAACAGCCACAGCCAUGCAGUCUGAGAUGUCCACAUCCAUUAUGGAAACCACCACCACCCUGGCUACCAGCACAGCCAGAAGAGGAAAGCCCCCUACAAAAGAACCCAUUAGCCAGACCACAGAUGACAUCCUUGUGGCUUCUGCUGAAUGUCCCAGUGAUGAUGAGGACAUUGAUCCCUGUGAGCCGAGCUCAGCCAACCCGACCAGAGCAGGUGGGAGAGACUACCCAGGCUCUGCAGAAGUAAUCCGAGAAUCCAGCAGCACGACAGGCAUGGUCGUUGGGAUUGUAGCCGCUGCGGCCCUGUGUAUCCUCAUCCUCCUUUACGCCAUGUACAAGUACAGGAACCGAGAUGAAGGUUCAUACCACGUAGAUGAGAGUCGAAACUACAUCAGUAACUCAGCACAGUCCAAUGGGGCGGUCGUGAAGGAGAAACAGCCUAACAGUGCUAAAAGUUCCAACAAAAACAAGAAAAACAAGGAUAAAGAGUAUUAUGUCUGAUCCUGACAUCCCAAAAGGACACUUGUAUAGAAAUAGUCUUCAUUUUAUCUGAGACAUAAUACAAACUUAUUUACUUUCCUUUUUACGAAGCACAUAUAAAAGAAGACAGGGAAUGCAAUCAGGAAGGAAAGACUGUUUUUAAAAACAAGUAUCUCAUGCUCUUGUUUCUCCAGAAAGCAGGGGCUGAUAAAUUCCCUAACAUCCACAGUGUUUUCAUUUACUCUGCCUGUCUUUAUGUUGCUGGAACAUUUCUAAAAGACAGUGAUGACCCCAUGCACUCAUAAAGCAAAGGAGUAUUAUCACAUCAAGGCACAAUUCAAAACAAAACAAAAUUAAAAAAAGAAGCUACCUAUGAUUCUGGAUUUAGCCAAAGUGCUAGCGCUUUCUUGAGAAGGGAGUCUUAUUGCCAGAGAAGACUCUGCCAUUCGGUCUGACUCAACAUGCAAACCUUAAAGAGUUUGCUGCCUCGUGCACCAGGAGCAGUGAUUGGAGCUUGCAUUGGAGACGAAGUGCUGGCUUUUUUGAAGACUUGUGUUAGAACACUUUCAAAAAGCCCCUUUCUGGUUGUAAGGGAAAAAAAGUAUGGAGGCCUUAUUUUCCAGUAUGUGAAAUAUAAGGCACAUUUUCACACUAAAAUUAAAACAAAACAAAAACAAGAGGGCAUAGAUGCAAUCAUUUGGGAAAUUUUCAUGCACGCUUAAUAUGUUAUUACAUAUGUUUAUAUAAAACACAUCUAUGUGUGCUUUCUGGACUGUGAUAAGUGAUGUUUUAUAGCCUGUUGUAUAGACAAUGCAAUCUAUAUCUCUGCUCUUCAGCCAUUUUUGGUCGAUUCAAUGUUAUAAGUGUUGCUAGGUAUAGAGAGUUUUAUGACAUCUGGAGCACCAAACCUAUUUCAGUUUUUUGCUGCCAUUAUAAAUUGCCACAAUUUUUUCUUUUCCUUCUUUUUUUAAUUUUACAGUGUAGUGAUUAUUCUAAGGGGGAUAUGUAUGAAUGUAUAUACAAAGAGUCAGCUAAUUUUUUUCUUACUUGUACAGCUUCUAUUCUGUUGCAAAUGAGUUUUAGUAGUUUGUAUGAGAGCUGUGGAUUAGAAGGCAAAAUACAUACAUAUAUAGUAUAUAUCUCUUGUAAUUGUCCUCUCUCCCCUAUUCUAUACCUCUCAAAUCUGUUAUUAACCAUUGGAAUCAGUCAAAUUUGAUGGUAGACCCAAACAUUCAUAAUUACUCAACAUUUACUAACAGAGAGAAAAAUGGGAGGGGUGGGUAGAUGGGUCGAUCAAGGUGUUGUUGCUGAAUGGUGUGGUUUGCUUCAUUAAAAUUUUGCUCCCAGGAAAUUCUGAGAAAAUUGUAGUCCCUUACUAAUCUGAAACCUGUCACACAGAAUUUCACCAGUGGACUGUUCCUGCAGGUGAGAAUCAUUGUGGGGGCAGGUAACAGAAGCAAAAAUGAUUUAUCUCUAUCUUAACCCUGGCUGCUGCAAUCGAAAACUUUCAUUUCUAAUUUAAAACAAAAGAUAUAUAUUCUCUGAACUUGAAGUGCAUGUUAAAGAUUUUUGAAAAGUGGGCACUUUUUUUCCUAUAAGAAAGUAUUUUAAACAACUUUGGAUUCUGUAUUACUAGAUAUCCUAAAAGAUCAUAUAUUAGUUGACCAUUAAGAUUAUGUUUUAAAACAACUUUUAAAAUUAUGCUUAUGUCAUUAAUAAACAUUUUAUUAGUUUAACCCAUAUUAAGUAUUAGGAUGGUAUAGAUUAUACACAAGGCUUUUUUUACAUAUUCAGUGAAGAUCACAGCAAUAAAUUAUUUAUUAUAAUACGGUAAUGCAAAGAAAAUCUAUUAUUGGGCUGAAAAGAGGUACUUCAUUAGAACUCAGUUGCAUUACUUGAACGCCUCCUGGAAGAAAUAUGGAUGUUUAAGUUUUAUAAAAUAGAAACAUGAUUUUAAAAUUAGCUUUAAACAGGGGCGACAAUGCAGCACAGUAUCAUGUUUAUUUCUUGUUCUUGCUGAUGAAGAAGGCUGAGUAGUGGCAUAGGUAUGCUUCUCAAACAGAACACCAUCAACAUGUUUAAUUGGAAAUGAACUGUUGCUUUUAAGGGUUUCUAACAAAGUGUUAGGUGGAGAGAUCUUUUGGUUGGAAAAUGAUUCCUAAGAUAUUGAUAGUAGGAGGCAUGAAAUUAAAUCUGAAAUAUCCAUUAAUUUUACUUUAAAAAACCUGCCAACCGGUGGAAUUCCCAAAUUAUUACAUUUGUCAUUCACCCUUACUCAGGGAAAGCCAAUGAAAUAGGAAGGUAAACAUUAACCUAAGUAGUUUACAGCCUGAGGGUUUAAAAAAAAAUUUGCUCUUCCAUAGAACUCCUGAACUUCAAAUAUUUCCCAUUCAAAACUUAUCUUGCAAUUUAAUCAGAAUGGAUUGCCUAUGAUGAUUGUAAGGCAGUGCAAAUAGCAGGGACAGGAAUUGGGGCUGAUUAGAAGGUGUCUUUUCAGUGACAUUUGACCAGAAUUUCUUUCCAUAAAAUUACAAAUUCAGUGUGACCUGAUAAAUCCAGCAAAGUGUAUUCCUGAUGUUGUUAGCAAACAUAAAAUUUCACAUUAUUUCUUAGUUUUCUUCUCAAUACAAAAAAGGGGAAAAAAGCAUAACUAUCUACAUACCAGAAGUACCAGGGUUCCAUUUGUAGCCUUUGCUAUUAUUUUACUGUUUCAAACUACCUGACAUCAAUUUGGUUACAUCUCAAGACUGUAAUUUGUCUGAUUGAGGAGGCUUCUUUUCUAUUCAUGUAAUAUGUUGCCUUUUUUUAAACAGAACACUAAAAUAAUGUGUGAGAUGGGCCAUCUCCAAAUCAUCAAAGAGGCCAGAUGCCCCUAUCCUUCUAGUGCUUUGUGUGAUUAGAUAUCUAAGGGUUUUUUUCUGUUGCAAGGCCAAUUUAUCCAUUAUUGGAAAUGCUAAGCAAGUGGAAUUUACUGUUUUGUUAAUAAAAUGUUUCUUAAUACAA
Molecule: messenger RNA, 8615 nt
Organism: Trichosurus vulpecula (common brushtail)
Lineage: Eukaryota; Metazoa; Chordata; Mammalia; Diprotodontia; Phalangeridae
Gene: NRXN1
Product: neurexin 1
Exons: 24
Coding region: 1074-5633 (1519 amino acids)
Source: RefSeq, a predicted model, not a curated record